AGAGCUGUGUGACCUCCCUUGAGUGAAUUACUGAACCACAAUUGGUUGUGUGCUUUCUGCAACAUGGGCCGCUGUUGCGUUCCCGGUUGUAGGGGAAAUUACGACCCUGGACCAAAGGUUCACGUGUUUUCAUUCCCGAAGGACGGUAAUCGCAAGGAUCAGUGGCUGCGAGCCAUUCCAAGGAAGGAUUUCACGCCAAGCGUAAAUUCGAAGGUAUGCGAACUUCACUUCCAAACAAGUGACUUCAUCACAAUGUUGACGCACUGCGAUGAGAUCACCGGAAGAACACUCGAAGUUGACAGCGACAGAGUUCGCCUGAAGGCAGAUGCUGUGCCCCCAGUUUUUCUCAACUGGCUUACCUAUAACCACAACGCCUGCUCGGCGCGAGUCUCCGGCCUCCAAGCGAGCAAGGAUUGAUAGCGACGCGCUAGCUGAUGCUAUUAGAAAUUCUUUGGAAACAGGAAAAGCGGAAGAAGUGAAGAAUUCUGCGUCGUCGUUUGAAGAGCUUAAAUGCAAUAUUUGCAAAAAGUUUUGGACAGUGGUCGUGAACGACGAAUGUGCUAUGUUUCUUCGUGUUGAG
This is a messenger RNA of Dermacentor silvarum, 580 nucleotides long. RefSeq names its product THAP domain-containing protein 2-like. Lineage: Eukaryota; Metazoa; Arthropoda; Arachnida; Ixodida; Ixodidae. Bases 64 to 417 code for a protein of 117 amino acids. The record is from RefSeq and is a predicted model, not a curated record. Gene Ontology annotation, molecular function: sequence-specific DNA binding. The transcript is spliced from 2 exons.